This is a messenger RNA of Ananas comosus (pineapple), 606 nucleotides long. RefSeq lists its product as uncharacterized. The coding region runs from base 112 to 435 and encodes 107 amino acids. Lineage: Eukaryota; Viridiplantae; Streptophyta; Magnoliopsida; Poales; Bromeliaceae. The transcript is spliced from 2 exons. The record is from RefSeq and is a predicted model, not a curated record.
GUUUGCUUUUCACAUUAUAAAAUAUGAUCAGAGGGUAGCUGAAUUUAUCCAAGAGCUUUCAGUUAGUGGGAGCAAUUGUUAGCCUUCAAGCCCUCAAGAAAGCUGCUGCCCAUGGGGAGAAGCACUUCUUCCACUGAGAAGCUAACUGCCAUUGUUUUGGGACUCCUCGCAGUACUGUCGCCGCUAUACAUCGAUCGAAAACCGGUGGUUGAUCCUGACGACGAUGAGGACCGGAGUUGGAGCCUCGCUUUCUCGCUUCCCCUGCUGCUUAUAAUACUAAUUGUUGCCAUCAAUUUCUCGUGCUUUCUCGACCGGAGGUUCGCGAGGUUCGACCCUUACUGGAUACACAGAGUGGGGGGAUCUUCAUGUGGGAUCAUAGCUUGUCUCCUGUUGCUUGGGCUGGUGCUUAAGUGUAAGACUUCACUUAUUAGCUAAGAGUGGUUUGUUCUAAUUGGACGGUUUUGUUCUAGUGAAGCAUGUUUGUGAAGAUGUGAAGAUGGUGAGCAGUUUGUUUCUUUCUUGAUCUUUGUGAUAUGCUUUUGCAGUUGUAAUAGCUAUCUAUCUCUGCCUCACUACUGAAGUUAUAAACAUUUUUGUUUCCAAAUA